Messenger RNA from Saccoglossus kowalevskii, 2191 nucleotides. RefSeq names its product tripartite motif-containing protein 55. Gene Ontology annotation, molecular function: ubiquitin protein ligase activity. NCBI's taxonomy places the organism in Eukaryota, Metazoa, Hemichordata, Enteropneusta, Harrimaniidae. The record is from RefSeq and is a predicted model, not a curated record.
GUUCAUUAGAAUGCAAAACCUGUGGUGUGCGGCAGCCAUUUUACCGGACGGGCUCGAACCACUUUGCUCUUCAUUGGGAAACAGAAUGACACGGUGAUACGGAGUACGUAUUUAAGGCACAAACCGUGUUCGUCAGUCAACUCUAACAGGCGAAUUAGCGGCUGUAAACAAGACAGGAAAGUGGUCGAGAAAGUAGUCUGGUUCAAGCAAGCAUUUGGAAACUUUUUUCCCCACCAAUUGGGCGUUAAACUCAAAGAUCGCUUCUCUCUGUUUUAACCGGUGAACUAAUAGGCUAUCACAUUGGGGAAAGGAAGUAUAUCGACUAUAAAAUAUGGCAUCGCAACAUGAUAGUAUGUUUUUAGAAGACGAUUUGACCUGUUGCGUUUGCGCGGAAGUAUUUGAAGACCCAGUAAUGCUCUUUUGUGGACAUGAUCUUUGUCGAAAAUGCUGCGAGGCGUUGUACAGGCAGUCACUUACAAAGAAGCAUAACACGGGGAAAUUUUACUGCCCUGAGUGCCGGGCCGACGUCGCAUUGGAACAAGAACGAGGCGUCGAUAGUCUACCCAGGAAUUUCCGACUACAGAACCUAUGCGAUCGAGUGAAGCAGAUGAAGAUCAUAAACCCCGUCGAAUGUUUACCUGGUCUCAAUGAUGACCCGUAUUCAACCCUAAGCGUGUCGUACAUGAGAAGAAAGGGAAGUGUAAUGAGUCACAUGGCUACCUUGGUAGAAAAAAUUAAAGAAAUGGAAAGAUUCAUCAAGACUCUGGACGAGAAAUGCGAAACAGUGGAGAAAAAUUGCGGCAAAUUGAAAGUGUCGAUAUCCAAGGAAUGCGAGGCACUUUAUCAAAUACUCGACCAGAAACGUAAGUCAAUGUUACAUGAUAUCGACAAGCAUAAACACGAUAUAACGACGCAACUAAGACGGCAAAUAGCUGUGUAUAGCAAGGCACUGGAAGAGGCUAAACAGGCGGAGAUGAAAACAACGUCUGAUAUGGAAUCCAUGAGAAAAAAAGAUUUCAUCAAGAAUACGAAAUCUUUGGAAGAUAGGCUGGACAAUGCAUCGACCUCUCUGCCAGGUUUGACCCCGGCUGUUAGCGAUAAAUUUGUUAUAAGUGUUGACUUCAAAGCUGCCAAAGAUGACUUACAGAAGUUACGUAUAGAUGUUAGAGACAAACUACGAAGUGAGGAACAAGAAGAUAACCUGAAGAAAUUAGAGACAGGUGAAAAUUCCCAGAAAUCGAUGUCAUCAGACUUACUUGCGCAGAAGCAGAAAGAUUCUGGCAAAUCUGGAAAUAGAAAAAAUAAAAAGCAUAAUGAUCCUUUCAAGAAACGCCGGUCGACAUCGGAUUCUGAUGCGCGAAGCACAACACCCCCUGAACCGUCAUCCUCUAUGCAGUUCGAGACUGCAACAUGAUGAUGAAUAACAUAUAAAUGUGUUACAAUGAUACUCGAUGCCGGGACUUGAUACUCUUACAUAUUUAGAGGGACCCGAGGAACUAAUACAUAAUUAUCUCCACGUAACCAGAAGAAAUGAAGUGAAAUAACGAAUGGAGUUGUGGUUUCAUGGCGUUCGGUAUCUGGUAUACCGGACGACACACAAACGGGUCACAAGAUCACGCGCAUCAUCCUAGUCAUUUUACUUUUUAUCGCGGUCACACAUAAACAGCGCCACCACGCGCUUGAAAUUCAGCCUUAAAAUGCGAGUAUGAUUUGGGGAGGGCCCAGUUUUGAGUACUCAAAUUUUUUUGAUUCUGCUAUAUCCCACAAUUGGCCACACCCAAUUCACAAGGACUUGUCUCCCGAAAAUAUUUCGAACAUGCUGAAGCAAUGUGGCAUUCCCAUAAAACAAUUGUGUUCUGGUAUUCUACAUAUCAUACACUUGAUACUAUUUACCAUAUACACCGCCCGGCCCACAUUUCUUUUUGGUGCAGAAUAAAUACCAAUUCUUUGAAAACACGUAUGACUACUCCCACGCAAAAUUAGCUUUCAAGUUCUCGUCAGUUUUCACACAUAGUCAGUAAAUAACUUCUAGUAUAACAUUAACUAUUUCAAUUUAAUAGUAUUUUUAUACACUUUUUAUAGAAAUAUGUGGAUUGUGUUGGGUAUUUUUUUUUUCAUUUUCUUAGUGUAUAAAUUGUGUUGAUUGUGGUCCACAUUUUCACGAAAUGUAAUAAAUAUACGUAUAUUCGUU